This is a messenger RNA of Zasmidium cellare ATCC 36951, 1104 nucleotides long. RefSeq lists its product as uncharacterized. Gene Ontology annotation, biological process: CAAX-box protein processing. The coding region runs from base 1 to 1104 and encodes 367 amino acids. Gene Ontology annotation, cellular component: endoplasmic reticulum membrane. The record is from RefSeq and is a predicted model, not a curated record. Gene Ontology annotation, molecular function: metalloendopeptidase activity. Lineage: Eukaryota; Fungi; Ascomycota; Dothideomycetes; Mycosphaerellales; Mycosphaerellaceae. The transcript is spliced from 2 exons.
AUGUGGGAGAAGGGCGUGGGUCUGGUCGAGAGGUUGCGAGCUUAUUACUUUGGCAAGAAAGAAUCACCACCUGCAAUAUCCGAGAAAACAGCCCUUCUCUACGCCAUUCUCUUCACCGUCAUCUUCGUCGCCCCAUUCUACCUCUCCAAGACGCUUCGCACAACCCCGCUCAACUCGAGAGAUUCACCAACGGUCAUCAGAGCACGAGUGCGCGCAGUCGGUCUCAGCUGUCUAGCUUCCACCGUUCUCACCGUCUUCGUUCUCGUUCAGUAUGGACACGCGAGCCCACGAGAUGUCUUGCGUUUGUUUGGCAUGUGGCCGUUCAACCCGCUUGACUGCCUCAAAGUCCUGCUGCUUGUGAUGGUAUUGUAUACGGGACCACUCUACGAAACGAUCUUUGUCGAUGGUGGAAUACGAGAGUUCAACCUGAAAGCGAUUAAGGAGACGUUGUGGGAUUCGCCGACUUCCAACCGAAACGUCGUAAUCGCCCCUUGGGCAGAGGAGCUCGUCUUCAGAUCGCUGGUAAUCUCACUCUACCUCCUGGCGAAAGUCUCCCCGAUACGGAUUGUCUUCGUGACUCCACUUGUCUUCGGCGUCGCACACGUCCACCAUCUGAUCGAGUUCGUCCAAAGUCACACACCACCAGGACGAACAUUACCAACAUCGAAUGUCCUGCUCAUGGGCAUCGUCAGGAGCUUAUUCCAAUUCGCAUACACCAGCCUCUUCGGCUUCUUCACGGCCUUUGUCUAUUUGCGAACCGGAAAUGUCUUUGCCUCCAUCACCGCACACAUGUUCUGCAACUACAUGGGCUUGCCACGAGUCUGGGGCAAAGUCGGCCAAGUCGACGACUGGGACAUCACACCCGAUGUCGCUCAGGGCAAACGAGACGAUACUAUUGAACACGUCCGCGUCGGCAAUAGUGUGGUGAAAGACACAGAUGAGAAUGAAGCCAAGGCAGCGAAGGUGCUUGGGGCGGGAGUGAAGAAUCUCGGCUCGACUUGGACGGUAGCAUACUACUUGCUCCUCGUCGUAGGCGCAUUCGGCUUCUACAGAUUGCUCUUCGUCUUGACCGAAAGCAAGAAUGCCCUAGCUACCUUCUCAUAG